AUGUUUAGACAGGUCAAGAGAAAGACAGCUGGUAGAAGAAAUUUUGAAGACAAACAAUCCUCAACCACAGCUGAGUAUACCCUACCGAAAUUAUAUUCAUCAAGGUUAUCCUUUUAUGAUUUACCACCAAAUCAAGAGAUCACAUUAGAAGAGUUUGAAAAAUGGGCUAUUGAUAGGUUGAAAAUUCUUAUUGAGAUUGAAUCAUGUGUUGCUAGAUCAUCUUCACAAAAGGAUGUUGAACUUACUUUAAAACCGCUUUUGCUAAAGUAUAUGCCUUUGAGUUCCAAUGGAGAUGAAAAAACAAUUAUACAAGAACGCAUGAAGGAUUAUUACAGUCAUUUUAUUCUCCGCUUGGUUUUUUGUCGUACUGAAGAAUUGAGGAAGAAAUUUAUCAAAAAUGAGACCAUCUUGUUUAGAAUUAGAUACAAUUCAAUGCAACCUAAAGAGCAACAGGAGUUUAUUGAAUUGAACCUGUACAAGUUGUCAUGGUCAUACAUCUCGAGAGAAGAGAAACUGGAACUAAUUGAUAAGUUUUUCGCUGCCAGUUGUUCAAUGUUGAAGCAACAUUAUGCAUCAGAUGGUGAGACAAGUUUGUCGAAUGAUCAGGUAAAGCAGUUGAUGAUUAACAAAGAAAACUUUAUAAAGUUGCCAUUCGAAAAACUUAGUCAAUUGGUAUCAACAAGAUCAGUUUAUUUGCAAGCAGGGCAUGCCUAUUUACCAACAAGUUUACAACUGAAUUUAUUAGUGGCUGAAUUUCAAGAGAAUUUAAAUGAUGUUUUAAUUAAAACUUUCCAAGCUAUUCCAAGACUAGAAGAAGAUGAUAGACUCUUACCCUUACUCAACCAUUUGUCACGUAACUUUUCCAAUUUUCAAUACGAGACUGAUUUCAAUAGUGAACUUGCAUCUGAUAUCAAUGCAUUAUCCAUCACAUCAAAACAGAUUAUGGCACAUUACCCACUUUGUGCCACUCAUUUACAACGUAAUUUAAUGGCUACAUCACAUUUAAAGUAUUUAGGACGUCAACAAUUGGGUGUUUUCUUGAAAGGUAUUGGAUUGAAUGUUGACGAAGCAAUCAAAUUUUGGACUCAACAAUUUACCAAAAAUGGAAACAUGACUCAAGAAACAUUCAAUAAAAACUACAAAUAUAACAUUCGACACCAAUAUGGUCUUGAAGGUGCUAGAAUCAACUAUAGACCAUGGGAUUGUGCCACUAUUUUAAGUAAACCCAAACCUGGUCCCAAGGAAUAUCAUGGAUGUCCAUACCGUGAUUAUUCUGAACCACAAUUACGAACCAGUCUUGAAGAGAUGGGAAUUAAGAAUCAACAAGAUAUGAACUCGAUAAUGGAUAAUGUCAAUAAUCAUGAUUAUACUAUUGCAUGUACUAAAGUAUUUGAAUUGACUCAUCAAAAGGAAAUUAUGAAUGCUGCUAAAGGUCAAGGCCAUUCAACACCUCAAUUAGAACAUAUCAAUCAUCCUAAUUUGUAUUUUGAUAGGAGUAGACAAUUGGAGAGGUCUGAAUUGAAAAAGGAUGAUGCAAAGGAAGAUUGA
This is a messenger RNA of Lodderomyces orthopsilosis Co 90-125, 1548 nucleotides long. RefSeq names its product DNA primase subunit (gene PRI2). Lineage: Eukaryota; Fungi; Ascomycota; Pichiomycetes; Serinales; Debaryomycetaceae. The record is from RefSeq and is a predicted model, not a curated record. Bases 1 to 1548 code for a protein of 515 amino acids. Gene Ontology annotation, cellular component: alpha DNA polymerase:primase complex. Gene Ontology annotation, biological process: DNA replication, synthesis of primer. The transcript has a single exon.